UUGACUUGUAGUUGCUCGGCAGGCGGUCAUGUCGGAUGAACAUCACCAACAGCAACAGCAGCAGCAGCAACAUCAACGCCAGCAACUCUUGCAGCAACAGCAACAACAACAGCAACAGAAAUGCGCAGGAAAGGAUACCACGACAGCCAACUCAUCUUCGUCGUCCUCCUCGCCCACGAGUGCCGCAUCCACUGCCACACCGCGAAAGUCGAAUAUUCAUGAGAUGCGCAAUCAGGACUUUGUCAGCCGACUGAUGGCAGCCACGCCUCCCUACUUGUACUCCACACCGGUGGGUGCCAACAACUUUUUCUUCAGUGACAUGCUACGCUCACUGGUGCAGGCACGCAACAACGAGAAUGCGCGCAAUCUGCAGCUGCAACAAUCGAUGGUGUUGGCACGCAGGCCACGGAAGCGCACUUGGGCUCACCACCGACCCUAUUAUGAGCACUUGCGUGAGCGUAAGGAGGCGGAGGAGAAACAGCAGCUGCAGCAGCAACAACAACAACAACAGCAGCUAGCAAGCAAUGCCGCUGCGUCUGUUGGCUUGGAGAAGCCAUUGGAACUAACAAAUAAGCCAUAUUUCCACUUAGCCAAUAAAUAUCGCAAGAUGGAUGAUGCCACCAAAGAUGCAACAGAUGUUAAGGUUGGUAGGGGCGAUGCAGGCAACGUCACCACACCAGACUCAACUGCUGCCACGGCUGCUAAUGCUGAUUGUGCUGGAGCGGGCGGUGGAGGUGGUGCAGUGGAUACCGCGCUGCAGGACACUCCGCCCGCUGCUUCACUGCCGCCACAGGAUUUGGUCUUACCGCCACCUCCGCCUGUGUGGUAUCCACCGCUCUACCCACCCUACGGCAUCGACCCAUUGCACUUCUUCAUCGAUUUACGUGUAUCGGGUCAUAUAUAUGAUCGCAAAAAAGAAAAUAUUUCGCCGCUCACCAGCGCCGAUAACAGCAAUGCGACCAGUGAGUCGGAGUCAUCCGGUGGCAGUGCCACAGGUGCCAGUUUGCUGAACAAGCAUCGACAGGGUUCAGCGUUCACGGUGCCCGUACCGCGUGCAAACGACACAAAUUCCGCAGCGAGUCAUACGUUAGAUGCCAUCAAUUUGACCUCCUCAGCAAUGGCUAGCAAAUUUGAAAAUUACACGAAAUAUUAUGAUUUGGGUGAGGCUAAAGAAAAUCAACCUUUUACGAAAAAUAGCGCCAGCUACAUGCUGCAGCAUUUGCCGCGUCUUUAUAGUCAGUUCGCGGCGCGCGAUCUCCUUGCUUCGAAUGCAGCAGCAGCUGCCGGUGGCGGUAGUAGCAACAGUUAUGAUAAUGACAAUAAAUCUGAGCCCGACUGUGAUGCUGACUCCGAUGGACGAGCCUCGGUGGAUAAUUGCGCGAGUUUUGGUGGCAGUAAUCGCGAACGCGACAUCGAUGUGGAAAUUAUCGACUCGAUUAAGUAUCGCACUGAUGGCGAGAGCAGUCGUUGUUCUAGCGCUGAUGAGGCUUCAAUAACGCAAAUCGAUUAGACCUUAAGAUGGGGUAUAUAAUUACAUUAAAAUAUAUAUAUAGAAGAAAUACUGUGUCGAAUUUAAUAAAAAUAAAAUAAAAAAUUUAA
Messenger RNA from Rhagoletis pomonella (apple maggot), 1599 nucleotides. Its product is annotated as probable basic-leucine zipper transcription factor R. Bases 29 to 1510 code for a protein of 493 amino acids. The record is from RefSeq and is a predicted model, not a curated record. The transcript has a single exon. NCBI's taxonomy places the organism in Eukaryota, Metazoa, Arthropoda, Insecta, Diptera, Tephritidae.